AUGGCAACUCCCGCAGCAUUCUCAAAUCCCGUCCGGGAAACCCAAGACAUACAGGACGAAAAGGUCCGGGAAGCAUACCAACAAGGCCACGAUGCCGACCGGACACCAGAAGAGUCCUAUACAACAGACAUGGAAAAAGGCCUCCAAAGUCAAGCCCAAUCAACCUACACUGACGAACAAACACUCUCCGGCGACGUAACGGCAGACCCAGAAGCACCCGAAGAUCCCAACAUCGUCGACUGGGACGGCCCUUCCGACCCGACGAAUCCCCAAAACUGGCCCAUGUCGAAGAAAUGGGGCAUCAUCGCAUCCUUGGGCGCAUGUACGCUCAUCACGCCACUGGCAUCAUCUUUCUUCGCGCCUGGCGUUCCACAAGUACUUAGGGAGUUCCACGAAACCUCGAACGUUAUAGCUGCCUUUGUUGUGUCUGUGUAUAUCCUUGGCUUCGCUAUUGGGCCCCUGUUCAUUGCGCCACUGUCUGAGCUGUACGGUCGCAUAUACUUGUACAAUGUGUGCAAUCUGCUGUUUGUUAUUUUCAAUGUUGCGUGUGCCCUGUCCAAGUCUAUGGGCAUGCUGAUUGCUUUCCGCCUCCUUGCGGGAUGCGCUGGCUCAGCGCCUUUGACUAUCGGAGGAGGAACCAUUGCCGACAUGUUUCCCCCCGAACAACGCGCCGGCGCAAUGGCAAUCUGGUCUCUAGGCCCGCUCCUGGGCCCCGUCAUCGGCCCCGUCUGCGGCGGCUUCCUCGUCGAAAACAUGUCCUGGCGCUGGGUAUUCUGGAUCCUCGCCAUCUUCGGCGGCGUGUUCGGCCUCAUACUCCUCCUCGUCGGCUCUGAAUCCUACGGGCCCACGCUGCUCGAGCGCAAAGCCGCUGCAUUACGCAAAUCCACUGGAAACCCGGAUAUUCGCUCGAAGCUCGCGAAGAACAUCCCCCCGAGAGAGGUGUUUGUACGCGCGAUUUCGAGGCCGAUGAAGAUGCUUUUCAUGUCGCCGAUUGUGGGCCUGAUGAGCUUGUAUAUUGCGAUUAAUUAUGGGAUUUUGUAUCUUUUCUUCACGACGAUUACGUUUGUGUUUGAGCAGAAAUAUCACUUUAGCUCUGGCGCUGUGGGUCUGUCGUACAUCGGCUCAGGCGUGGGUAUGCUGGUGGGCAUGGGAGUUCUAGGGGUCAUGUCCGACAAGGUCAUCAAAAAGCAACAAGCCAAAGGAAACGUCAAGCCGGAGCAUCGACUCCCGCUGAUGUUGACGGUUCCGGGAGCAGUCGCCCUACCCAUUGGCGUCUUCGUGUACGGCUGGACGACAUACUACGGCGUCCACUGGAUCGUCCCCAUCAUAGCGACCGCAUUCAUCGGACUUGGCAAUCUUACCGCCAUGAUGACCAUUCAAACAUACCUCGUCGACGCCUUCACAAUCCACGCCGCAUCGGCAAUCGCAGCAAACACCGUCCUUCGGUCGGUUUUCGGCGCAGUGCUCCCGCUAUCUGGCUUGUCCAUGUACGACGCACUAGGCCUUGGGUGGGGGAACAGUCUGCUGGGAUUUAUUAGUCUGGCGUUCAUUCCCGUGCCGAUUUUCUUCAGGUUUUAUGGAGAGAGGAUUCGGACGAGUAAGAAGUUCCAGGUGCAGUUUUGA
This is a messenger RNA of Parastagonospora nodorum SN15, 1623 nucleotides long. RefSeq lists its product as hypothetical. Bases 1 to 1623 code for a protein of 540 amino acids. Gene Ontology annotation, biological process: transmembrane transport. The transcript is spliced from 3 exons. The record is from RefSeq and is a predicted model, not a curated record. Lineage: Eukaryota; Fungi; Ascomycota; Dothideomycetes; Pleosporales; Phaeosphaeriaceae. Gene Ontology annotation, molecular function: transmembrane transporter activity.